This is a messenger RNA of Limulus polyphemus (Atlantic horseshoe crab), 3409 nucleotides long. RefSeq names its product histone deacetylase 6-like. Gene Ontology annotation, biological process: chromatin organization. Gene Ontology annotation, molecular function: histone deacetylase activity. Gene Ontology annotation, cellular component: histone deacetylase complex. NCBI's taxonomy places the organism in Eukaryota, Metazoa, Arthropoda, Merostomata, Xiphosura, Limulidae. The transcript is spliced from 33 exons. Bases 109 to 2862 code for a protein of 917 amino acids. The record is from RefSeq and is a predicted model, not a curated record.
GUGGGUGGGAGUUGCAUACAGGCUAGUGGCAAGCAAGUCUCUAAAGCAGAUGCACAGGGAAGAUAGCUUUCUGUGUGAAAGAAAAAUCUGAUCAGGUAUUUUGAAGAAAUGACUACAGAAAAAAUACCAAGACCAUCUGGGAGCUUUGCAAGAGAUGAUUUCUGCAAUCUGACUAUUUCUGAUGGGAAACCAGUAAAGAAAUUAAGAACAGGACUUGUGUAUGACCAACGAAUGACAACAUACCACUGCUUGUGGGACCCUUAUUAUCCAGAGAAACCAGAGCGAUUUUCUUCUUCACUGGAAAAGUGCAGGGAAUAUAGUCUCAUAGAAAGAUGUUUAGAAAUUCCUUCUCGUUCUGCUUCUGAAGAGGAAAUAACACUGCUUCAUAGAAAGGACCAUGUGAUUAUGAUAAAAUAUACAGAAAACAAAGAAGAUGAAGAGUUUUUAGAAAAUCUUUCCUCAAAAUGUGAUUCUGUAUAUUUUCAUCCAAAGUCCUAUGAAAUAGCAUGCUUAGCUGUUGGCUGUACAAUAAAUUUAGUAUCCACUGUUUUGGAAAACAAGGUCCAAAAUGGAAUGGCUAUAAUUAGACCUCCAGGACAUCAUGCAAUGGAAGACAAGGCUUGUGGCUACUGUUAUUUUAACAACGUGGCUAUUGCUGCUAAACAUGCAAUAAAGCAUUAUGGUUUGAACAGAAUUCUAAUUGUUGAUUGGGAUGUUCACCAUGGACAGGCAACUCAAUAUGCAUUUUAUGAUGAUCCUAGGGUUCUUUAUUUUUCAAUCCAUCGCUAUGAGCAUGGUGCAUUUUGGCCAGAACUCAAGGAAUCCAAUUUUGACUAUGUUGGAGAGGGUUCCGGGAAAGGAUUUAACAUUAAUGUCCCCUUGAACAAGACAGGAAUGGGAAAUGGAGAUUAUUUGGCUAUCUUCCAUAACAUCCUUCUUCCAGUUGCCUAUGAGUUUUCACCCAAUUUGGUGCUGAUAUCUGCUGGCUUUGAUGCAGCCUUUGGAGAUACUAAGGGAAGGAUGGAAGUUACCCCUGCUUGUUAUUCACAUCUUCUCCAUUCAUUGAUGGGGUUGGCUGGUGGUAAAGUCUGUGUGGUACUUGAGGGAGGAUAUUGUAUACCAUCUUUAGCAGAAGGUGUAGCCUUGUCACUUCGUACAUUACUAGGUGAUCCAUGCCCUGAUAUUGGCUCUGUGCCUCGACCAUGUGAAAGUGUUGUAGAGACAAUUCUGAAUGUCAUCUCAGUUCAUCGACAAUUUUGGCACAGUUUAGUGCUGCAGGGGAGCUACAAAGAAAAUGAGGAUGAAAAAGCCAUGGAUAGAGUCAGGCAUAGACCAGAAAUUCGUUUUGAAGGACCAGUUCAGAAGCCAGAGACUUUUCCAACAAAAGAUUUGAACUUUCGCUUGGACCAGGAACUUCAAGCUGAACUAGAGCAGCAGUUAAAAGGGUUAAUUGCCAAAACUGAUCUUGCUGUUUCACCUUAUCGAACUGCUCUUGCAUUUGAUGAAAGGAUGAUGAAGCAUCAGAAUCCCAUGGGAAGGUGUCUACUGAAACGAGGUUAUACAGAUCUAUGUUUCAGUGUUAAGUGUAGGUUUGCAACAGAGGAAGAAAUAGCCUUAGUUAACAAAAAAGGCAACAUUGAUAAGAGCAAGAAGACUGACACUGUGAAACCGACAAAUGUUUUCAAAUUUCACACUGACUGUGCUUCAAACUAUAUGUGUCAGGAAAUAUAUAGAUGUGCACUACUGGAAACUGGCUCCUUGUUGCAAGUGACAGAAGCUGUUUGCUCUAGAAUAUGCUGUAAUGGUGUAGCCAUUAGUCAACCAUUGGUGCAUCAUGAUGAAGCAGAUGAAGUCUGUAGCUUUUGUUUCAUCAACUCAGUAACUGUUGCAGCAAAAUUUGCCAUGACAAAGUUUGGCUUAAAAAGAAUCAUGAUAAUUGACUGGGAUAUACAUAGUGGAGAUGGCAUACAAUGUGCAUUUGAAGAUGAUCCUAGGAUUCUUUACGUAUCGGUACGCCAUUAUGAUCGUGGAGAUUUCUAUUCUCGUGACAGUGGAACCAAUUUUGAUUUGGUAGAGAAAAGCAGAGGAACUGGAUAUAAUAUCAUUAUACCAUGGAUCAAUGGCGGGCUUGGAGAUUAUUUAUCAGUCAUUUUUAGCAUCAUUUUACCGAUUGGUUAUGAGGUGAUAAAGGUGAACCCAUUGAAGUACUGUUUGACCAAUCAACUGGAAGUAAUUUGCAUCAAAACAAAUGUCUUGGAUACUGAUGGAUUUGCUUCAAUGAGAAAGUGUAACUAUUACCAGGCUAUUCAUAAAUUGUCUGUGGAUAUUAUUUGGUCAAAAAUGUGGUCAACAAAUUCUUGUGAAACUCAAUCACAAUUGAUUACCAUUCACUGUUGUGAGAUCUACUAUAUUUGUGACUUCUUGUGUGAAAGUAAUGAUUUCAAUCCAGAAUUGUUAAUUCUGGCAUCAGGUUUUAAUGCAAGAAGAAAUGCUGCUUUGAGAAGCUGUUGUGUCUCUCCCGAGUGUUAUAGUCACAUGAUCCACUUGCUGAGUUCUUUAGCUAAUGGAAGAGUCAUAUUAUCUAUAGAGGAUGGAUACAAUCUAACCGACACACCUGAAGCAGUGUGUUGUUGUAUAGAUGCAUUGUUAGGAAAUCCUCUUCCUCCUCUUUCAGAGUGUCUCCAGGUGUCUUCUAGUGCUGUUGACUCAAUACAAAAAAUAUUCCAUGUCCUUAAAAAAUAUUGGAGCUGUCUACAGUUUGAUGUUGACCUUCCAGCUUAUGAACCUCAUCUAAGUCCUUCUGAAGUAUCUAGGGCUCAAAACAUUAUGUACUACAAGGAAAAUGCUGCAAGGUGGUAUUGAGAUGGUGUUACAUUGGAUGUCAUAUAUAAAUGAAUUAAUCAAAAGUUUUGUCAAUAGUAAAUAAUUUUUCUAAUCUUGACUUGUAAUUUCGUCAUCUGUCAGGUAAAAUAAAAUAAAACUAAAGACUUUAUAAGCCAGAUACUUGAGAAUGUGAAGUUUCAGAUUGAAUGUUGCUUAAAACUCAUUUUGAACUUAUAAUUAUUGUGGGUUUAAUUAUUCUGAGAGCUAAUUUGAAAGUGUUGUAUUAUUAAGUAGAUUUUGUGAUAAUUGACAGGUUUUUCCUUCUGUUUCUUUUUCCCAACCCAGUUUUUAGUAUUAUAACUCUUCAGACUUACCUCUGAGCCACUUGUGGGCAAAACAUAGACAGUAAUACUUAUCACAAUGUUUAACUUGGUAUGUGUCAUAUAUCAUGAUUUGAAAUUUUACUGUAUAUGAAAUGUGCUGUAUUCAAGAUUUUUUAUAUUUCAAGGAUUUGCGAAAUUGUCAUUCAUCUUUGGAAAAGAAAAAAUGUAUAUGGACAUUUUUUGCAAUGAAUGUAUUUUCAAAA